AUGCCUCAUCCACGGUAUAAACAGGUUGCUACGGAAGACGAAAAGAACCAUGUUGCUGUGCGAUCCCACAACAAGACCGCAAUGUUCUUGGUAGUUUUGGUAGUGCUCCCAGUUCCUUUCAUGUUCUGUAUUUGGACCCAGGGUCUCUCCUUGGAGUCCAUUGGAUGGAAAAAGCAGCUCCGUACUACUGAUGACUGGAAUCUGCAAGUGCAAGAGCAAGAGCCAAGUCCCGUACUGACACAACAUGCCUUGGACUUUGUGGCACGACGAAGAAAAGCCUAUGCAAAGGAGGGCAAGCAUGAUGAUUGGAAACUCCGGGGCCACGGCUAUCUUCUUACCUACCAAAACAUUGUACUGGCUGCCACUGUGAUCUCUUCAACUACUGUUACUGAACAACCACAAGAGAAUGGGCUAACCAUGGGAAGGAAUCGAAUAGUCAUUUGGAAUGUGCAUCCUAAAAGAUCCCAAUCUUCAAAAUUGUUGGAUCAGUGCCACUGGCUGACCAUAUGGGUGCGCGUCAAUGGUCCGGAAAUACUCUCGGGACUGGCACGGCCCAUUGCUGCUGACUCUGUGGCAGGAAGAGAUUGUCGGUGGGACUUUUGGGUGGACAUUCAAACGCCCGGCCAAUACGAAAUCGAUGCCAAACUCUUGACAUGGAAUGGUCUGGCACCCAUGCAUCUGGUGGGUACCAAACCUACCGAACAUCAGUGUCCGCAUGUCGAAAUGGGCACCAACGAGCCGUCCCCACAAGCACUCGAAAAGGCACCCCAGAAGACUUCUAUUUUGGGAUUCAAACUCUACCAAUCCGUCGGGGCAUGCUGUGAGAUAUGCCGUAGGAUACCUCGCUGUUUGUAUUGGGCGACUCCUGCGAAACAACUACCCGAACCCGAUGAUAAAAACACGGGAUGCGACCUGUACUUUGCCAAGGACACUCCGGAGGAUGGCAUUCCCACGUCUCCUCUUUUGACGCAAGUGACGCAGAAUCAAAAUGCCGUCAUUCAACAACGGCAAGAAAAUGGAGAACCAACACCGAAACCACAACAAUUGCCCAAAGCAUGGGGGGCCUCGUAUGAAACAAAACUUCCCCAAUACAAAUACAAUACGACUCAAUUCCUAGGCUGUGGGUGGAGUUUUGAAUUCGCCGUAGACUUUCCCUGUCUCGAUGGAAACCUCGAUGAUCAUGUAUACAUGGAAACCAGAGCCUUUACUGUGACGGAAGGAGGCACACCACAAACAACAUCUCAACAGAAGAAGAAGAAGAAUCAUCUACCCCUGUGUGGCCAGAAGCAUGAAAGUUUCGUCCGUAUGCGGCAGCAGACCCAUCCUCCAAACAACAACGGCGCUACAAAACUCACGGGUCGGUGGGUGCGAGAACCCUGGCCAACGCCCACCAAGUGUCCGGAUCCCAUGACGAUGCUUCCGCCAUCGGAAGGUAACAAUAAAAACUUUCCCAUGGAAACCAUCGAUGGCAGUCGACCGCAUUGUUGGCACCGCAGUGAUUUGUCCGAAUUGAGUAGUCAAUGUUUUGAGAGCAAUUGUCAGUACAUUCUACCACAACAUCGCUGGGAAUCCACACCCCUCAAGCACGACACGCAAUUUAAUGCCGUGUGGAAGAAUUACAACUGCCAUUACGUAGAGUUUACCGACCGGCAGCUCUCGGAAUGCUUUGUCAAGAACAAAAUCUCCAAAAUUACAAUCAAAGGGGCAUCCGUCUCCCGGAUGCUCCGGCGCUACUUUGAAGUGCGCAUGGAACAUCUCACCUUUUACGACGAGAACUUACCGGAUGCCCGUCAAAUACGAGUGAACACUCUCAUGUGGCCCCAUGCCAUUUGGCACAUGAACGAAACACAGUGGCUCCAUUCCAUCAACAAAUCAUCUGCUGCCAUCAUUGCUCCCACCAAUGACAAGGAAGAAGAGUACAUUUUGUCUCCGUUUCUGACCAGUAGUGAGAGAGAGCAAUAUAUGCACAUUGACCGGGCGGUGCGAUUUGGACAAACGAUCGAAGAGCUACUGUCCAGUAGAGGCUACAAGUUCAUCAAUGCAUUUGAAUUGUCGGCCGCUUUCACCUAUGACACGACAACCCAAAGUGAUGGACUUCAUCUGGUGGGACCUCCGAUGAAGAUGAUUGUGAUAAAACUGUUUCAUCACAUCUGUUCGGGGACAGUGGAAGGAACUAUAUUGUGA
Seminavis robusta is the source of this 2184-nucleotide messenger RNA. NCBI's taxonomy places the organism in Eukaryota, Bacillariophyta, Bacillariophyceae, Naviculales, Naviculaceae. The record is from the annotation of a GenBank genome assembly.